This is a messenger RNA of Blastomyces dermatitidis ER-3, 1931 nucleotides long. Its product is annotated as mitochondrial carrier protein. Gene Ontology annotation, cellular component: mitochondrial inner membrane. Bases 381 to 1409 code for a protein of 342 amino acids. Gene Ontology annotation, molecular function: S-adenosyl-L-methionine transmembrane transporter activity. The record is from RefSeq and is a predicted model, not a curated record. NCBI's taxonomy places the organism in Eukaryota, Fungi, Ascomycota, Eurotiomycetes, Onygenales, Ajellomycetaceae. The transcript has 2 exons.
CCGGUUUAUACCAAAAGGGAAAAGGAAGAUAUAAGUAUUUCAAUCUAUCCAUAAAGUUGGUAUCAAUUUGUAAUUCUUUUCGAGGUUCUCUACAUUGACUAUAGCCGGUCUUUCGGGGUUUUUAUGAAAGGAGAAUCGUUCGACUCAAGAAAGGUUCGGCAAUCGGGAAUGAUUUGCCGCCUUUGGCAACUCGGCAAGCCGAGAUUCCAAAGCUAUUUUUUUCCGAUGACAACAACCACAGCGAACCCUAGUUAGCGUAGAUUAUUCUUGGUCCCAACCAAACCUCACCUAACUCACUAAUGUAAGUUACAUGUCAUUGGUGACGGCGAUGAUGACGUGAAAACUGUUCUGUUACAUCAAUUCGACAACCCGCAAGCGCCAUGGCCGCGAUUGAGCCGUCUGAACCGGAGCGGACUUCCGCAGCCGAUCCGUCCCUCUGGACGAGGUCGCUCAUAUCCGGGGCUGUGGCUGGUCUUACAGUCGACCUCUCCCUCUACCCGCUCGAUACCAUAAAGACCCGCCUCCAGCAAGCGCGGAAACACACUGGGUCGUUCACGAAACACGCUACCCCGUCCCUCCGCCAAACCGUGCGCGGAAUCUAUGCUGGCUUGCCCUCAGUCCUCCUCAGCUCCGCCCCUUCCGCCGCGAGCUUUUUCAUCGUCUACGACGGCGUAAACCGCUACCUUCUCCCAACCCCGUCAUCCUCGACUUCCACCCCCGUCUCCUGGCAGCAUGCAAUCCUCACACACUCCCUCGCGUCAUCCCUUGGCGAAAUAUCCGCGUGCGCUGUCCGAGUUCCUACGGAGGUAAUAAAGCAACGCGCCCAGGCUGGGUUGUUUGGUGGAUCCACGCUUCGUGCGCUUAAGGAUAUCCUCUCAUUGCGGCACGCGGGCUCCGGGAGUGCCAAUGACACGCGGAGGCGAGGGCUGGGCCUCGUUAUAAGAGAAUUAUACCGCGGCACGGCCAUCACGAUUGCGCGCGAGAUCCCGUUCACCGUCUUGCAGUUUACAAUGUGGGAAACGAUGAAAGAUGCAUAUGCGUCCCGAGCUUCGGGAACAGAUGCCCACACCGUCCCCGGGUCCGGAUCAACUGGGGUGGGUGCCGGACCGAGUGCGUUAUUUGGCAGCAUUGCGGGAGCUGUUGCUGCGGGGCUGACGACUCCGCUUGAUGUUGUCAAAACUAGAGUCAUGCUUGCGAGGAGAGGCGGCAGCGAGCAUAUACGGGUGCGGGAUGUUGUGCGCGGGAUCAUGAAGGAGGAAGGAUUUGGCGCGUUCUGGAGGGGAGUUGGGCCGAGGGUUGCGUGGAUUGGGAUAGGAGGGGCUGUGUUCUUGGGCAGUUACCAAUUUACUUCGAACAUGCUUCAAAUGAGGCAGACUGGCAAGAUAUACACUGGAUCAGAUCCUCUAUGAUGGUUGAAACAGGAAAAAGAAUUAAAUUAUCCUGGGACACGAGGGAUGAAUGUACAGUAUAUUACAUUUUACGGCAUUUAGAUUUUGCUAUUUCUAUCCAUAGACAUGUGAAUACUAUACGUAACAAUUCAACUCAGUUUCAUAAAAAAACACUUAGAGGAUAAGAGAUAGAGUGCAUUACUAGAACUGCUAUUCACUGUUGCGCCUAUCGUUCGAUUUGUCUACCUGAACAUCUUCGUUCUUUUCUGCAAUCCUAAUGCUGAAGCUUUCAUAACUCUAUUGUUUUCCCCCUCUCCUUUCCCAUUUGCUUUCAAGCUUUCUUCACCAUCCAUGCCAACUCCUUGGCUUGUUCAGGCGUCAAUAGUUCUUCCAAAGUCCCAGGCAACAUGAAAUCGUUAUCCUGGUACUCGAAUCCGGGGACGACGGUCUAAACAAUUUUAGUGGUAAAUUAGCAAAUAACGAACUGAGCAACCCAAUGCUUGAGACGAAAAUAACCAAAUAAAAUUAAAAGUAACACCCAAA